AUGAUUGAAUUUCCAUAUCGAAAGUUCGAACACGAAUACACAAUUUUCAUUUAUUUAUUUCGUUGUGAAACUUUAUUUUAUCACCUUUAUUUUUGUGCUGUGAAGGGAAGACGCAACGAUCAAAUGAGUAGUAGCCUCGCAAUUUUUCUGCUUAUUACCUGCUGUCUGUGUAUUGUGACAGAUGCGUCAAAACUAAGGGAAAGCUGUGAGCCUCUGUUGAACUCAACUUGGGUACAUCUGUGCAAUGGCAUUAUAACAAAAGAAAUAAAAAUUAAAUACAAAGAUCAGUUGACCACAGUCGGUACACCUUUUAAGAUUAUGACCAUGGCAAAAGAAAACCGUGCUUCCCUGAUCACCUUCUUCGAUUCGGAAAUACAGAAUAGCACUUGGAUCGCAAUCAAUACAAAUAUGACGAUAACAUUAUCGAGGAGCAAAGAGAUCAAAAUGAAACCAAAAAUGUUUUAUUGCUUCAAUUUCGGCCUGGAAUAUAUGGUUGAUUUAAUGAAUCUGUGUUUCGAGCAAGCUGAUAGUUUGGCAAAACUGAAAUGCCAUUGCGAAUACACGGUACUGCAUUAUAGUUACAUGCCACCGCUGGUUUCGGCACAAGUUCGCUUGAAUGCCGAUGUCGCUGUUCAUUUUAUUUCAACAGCCAUGUUUUUGAGUUUAAUUCAAAUGCACAGAAAUCAUUUAUGAAUAAAAUUAAGAGGUGGUAUGUUUACGGAUAUGAGGUUUGUUUAUUAUCAUUCGAA
Molecule: messenger RNA, 749 nt
Organism: Bactrocera dorsalis (oriental fruit fly)
Lineage: Eukaryota; Metazoa; Arthropoda; Insecta; Diptera; Tephritidae
Exons: 1
Coding region: 1-693 (230 amino acids)
Source: RefSeq, a predicted model, not a curated record